AUGGCUGACAAGCUGGCAUUUCUCCUUUUUGGAGACCAGUCGACUGACACUCAUGGCUUCCUGGCCGAGUUCUUCCGCCAACCCGAGCGAGGCAUUCUGGCCAACGCGUUCCUCGAGCAAGUCCGGCACGCUUUGAGGAAGGAGAUCGAGGGUCUGCCAAGGGUGGAGAGAUCCAAACUGCCCAAGUUUCUCAGCAUCCAGAACCUCAACGAGAGAUAUCAUGCACAAGGCUUGAAGCACCCUGGCGUCGAUGGAGCCCUGCUGUGCAUCUCCCAGCUGGCUCAUUAUAUCGACCAUGCCGAAAAGCACCACGAAGACGUUGUCCACCACGACAACACCUUCUUUCUCGGUCUCUGCUCAGGCAUGUUUGCCGCAGCAGCCAUCACCUCCACACCCACACUCUCAACCCUUGUCCCCGUUGCUGUCCAGGUUGUCUUGAUGGCUUUCCGCACCGGUAGACAUGUUGCUGCAAUGGCUGAACGACUAUGCCCGCCGGUCGAGCAUUCCGAGAGCUGGACCUACAUCUUCCCAGGGGUUAAGAAAGACCUCGCCGAGUCUAAACUCGAUGAGUUUCACCAGUCCAACGCGCUCAUCGAAUCACAUUGCCUGCCCGCCAAGGCGACAUCGAUACCAGUCUACGGGCCGUACCAUGCCGCUCAUAUCCACUCAGCAGCGGAUGUGGCAAGUAUUCUACGGUUAGAAGACGCGGUUGUCAAGGAUGUGUUUCACAAGACUAGUCCGAGAUCACCCAUCAUAUCUUGCAGCACUGGCAACCGGUUCGCCGAAUCCGACACAUUCUCGCUUCUUCAGGCAGUUGUUCGUGAAAUUCUUAAUGAUACCCUGGUUUUCAGCAAAGUCCUUGAUGGAUCUCUUGAGGCAGCGAAGAGCUUCGACGGAAAGACUGUCCUCGUCAUCCCCUUUGGCCCAACACAGAAUGCCGGCACAUUGGCAAGUCUGCUGAAAUCGACAACAAAGCACGAGGUGAUUCUUCGGAACCCGCCACGAAUUUCGAGAGAGAGCAUCAACUCGUCGAUCGGAAAUCAUGGGUCGUCUGGCAAGUGCAAGCUGGCUAUCGUCGGAAUGGCUGGCCGCUUUCCCGAUGCUGCAAGCCACGAGAAGCUCUGGGAGCUCCUCGAGAAAGGCUUGGAUGUCCACCGAGUCAUUCCUGCGGAUCGCUUCCCAGUCGCCACUCACGUUGACCCCACGGGGAAGGCUAUCAACACCAGCCACACGCCGUACGGAUGUUGGAUCGAGAAGCCUGGUCAUUUCGACCCGCGUUUCUUCAACAUGUCUCCUCGAGAGGCGUUCCAAACAGAUCCUAUGCAAAGGAUGGCGCUGACCACGGCCUACGAGGCUUUGGAGAUGUCGGGAUACGUGCCAAACAGGACGCCGUCGACGAGGCUGGACCGAAUUGGUACCUUCUACGGUCAGACCUCAGACGACUGGCGCGAGAUCAACGCCGCCCAAGAAGUCGACACCUACUUCAUCACAGGUGGUGUCCGAGCCUUUGGUCCUGGUAGAAUCAACUACCACUUCGGCUUCAGCGGGCCCAGUCUCAAUAUCGAUACUGCCUGCUCCUCGAGUGCUGCUGCUAUGAAUGUAGCCUGCUCGUCUCUUUGGGCUCGCGACUGCGACACGGCCAUUGUGGGGGGUCUCUCUUGCAUGACUAACUCCGACAUUUUCUCAGGGUUGAGUCGAGGGCAGUUCCUCUCCAAGAAGGGGCCAUGCGCUACUUUCGAUAACGAUGCAGAUGGGUACUGCAGAGGCGAUGGCUGCGCGUCGGUGAUUGUCAAGCGCCUAGAGGAUGCUGAAGCCGAUCAAGACCGCAUCCUUGCCGUCAUUCUUGGCACAGCGACAAACCACUCUGCUGACGCCAUCUCCAUCACGCAUCCUCACGGCCCUACGCAGUCAAUCUUGUCAUUUGCCAUCCUUGAUGAAGCCGGAGUCGACCCGCUCGAUGUCGACUACGUCGAGAUGCACGGCACUGGUACCCAGGCUGGCGAUGGAACGGAGAUGCUGUCUGUGACAAAUGUGUUUGCACCGGCGGAGCGGAAGCGGCCUGCAGACCGACCACUCUAUCUUGGCGCUGUCAAGGCGAAUGUAGGACACGGCGAAGCUGCAUCUGGCGUGACAGCUCUUUGCAAAGUUCUCAUGAUGAUGCAAAAGAACGCCAUCCCUCCACAUGUCGGUAUCAAGGGCGAGAUCAACAAGGGUUUCCCCAAGGAUCUCUCCGAUCGCAACGUCAAUAUUGCAUUCCACACAACUCCCUUCAAAAGACGGGACGGCAAGCCCAGGCGGAUCUUCAUCAACAACUUCAGCGCAGCUGGCGGCAACACCGGCCUGCUCCUGGAGGAUGCCCCAAGACUGGAAUCCGCAACAGAGGACGCCCGCAGCCACCACGUCGUCACAGUCACCGCAAAGUCCAAGGCCGCCAUGAUUCGAAAUGCGGAAAGGCUUGUCGCAUGGAUGCAAGAGCACCCGAAUACUCCUCUAUCUCAUGUGGCCUACAGCACUACUGCUCGCAAGAUUCAACACUACUGGCGCAUGAACGUGGCCGUCUCUAAUCUUUCCGAGGCACAAAACGCCAUCCAAGACCGGCUGAAGGAGCAAUUUUCCCCUGUCAACACACAACAGCCCAAGGUGGCGUUCUUAUUCACCGGCCAGGGCUCUCACUACGCCGGCCUCGGCAAGGAGUUCUAUGCCAACCAUUCUAUCUUCCGUCAAAGCAUCGACGAGUUUGAUCAGAUCGCACGCAUCCAUGGCUUUCCUUCCUUCAUGCCAUUGAUCGAUGGCAGUGAGCAGGACAUGACCAAGUUGUCCCCAGUUGUCGUUCAACUUGGGCUCUGCUCGUUCGAGAUGGCUCUGGCAAGACUGUGGGCAUCGUGGGGCAUCGAGCCAAGCGUUGUGCUUGGACACAGCCUGGGCGAGUAUGCUGCUCUCAACAUCGCUGGUGUCCUGUCUGCUAGCGACACGAUCUACCUCGUCGGUGCUCGUGCUCGUCUCCUGACAGAGAAGUGUACCGCUUUUACACAUGCCAUGCUUGCCGUCCAAGGCGCUGUUGAUACCGUCAAGGAGGCACUUGGUGAGAAGGCACAGCUUGUCACGGUGGCGUGCGUCAAUGGCCCGCGGGAGACUGUUCUCGGCGGUGAAGCCGCGCAGAUGACUGAUAUCUCCUUCCAGUUGAGCGCUGCUGGCUUCAAGUGCACUCAAUUGAAUGUGCCUUUCGCCUUCCACUCUGCUCAGGUCGAUCCGAUUCUUGAAGACUUUGAGGCGCUGGCUCAGUCAGUCAAAUUCAAUACCCCGAAAAUUCCUGUCAUCUCUCCUCUCCUGGGAAAGAUGGUCGAGUCUGAGGCCAUCAACCCCGCAUACCUCCGGAACCACGCCCGCGACGCCGUCAACUUCUUGGGCGGCCUGGUUCAUGCCCAACAGUCCGGGGCCAUCGACGAGCACACGGUCUGGCUGGAGGUCGGUCCCCACCCCGUCUGCGCCAACAUGGUCAAGGCUGCUUUCGGCGUGGCAACUAUCGCGGUGCCGACCGUGCGUCGCAAUGAGACUGCCUACAAGACGCUCAGCACCUCUCUCUGCACACUGCACUCGGCUGGUUUGAACAUGGACUGGAGCGAGUUCCACAGUGACUUCUCAUCAUCUGUUCGCAUUCUGGAUCUUCCCAGCUACUCCUUCGACGAGAAGAAUUACUGGCUGCAGUACACUGGCGAUUGGUCUCUCACCAAGAACCGUGCUGCUCUGCCUACCGCCCCCGCUGCGAUUGAGCCUGCUAAACCAAAGCUGUCUACAAGCUCAGUUCAUUCAAUCGUCAGCGAGGAGGUCAAGGGUGAUAUUGUCACCGUGGAGACCGAGUCCAACAUGUCCCGAGAGGAUCUGCGCCUCGUUGUCAGCGGCCACUUGGUGAAUGGCGCGCCUCUGUGCCCAUCAUCUCUUUACGGCGACAUGGCCAUGACCAUCUGUGACUAUGCCUACAAGCUGGUCCGCCCGGAUGCUGACAACAUCGGCUGCAACGUCGCUCAGAUGGAAGUUCCCAAGAGCCUCAUUUUCGAUGAUUCGAUUGAGAAGCAUGUCCUCCGUGUCAAGGCUACUGCCAACGUAGGCGCUGGCUACGCAGACCUUGUUUUCUCCACUGGAGAAGGUGCAAAGAAGACCGAUCAUGCCAACUGCAAGGUCUACUAUGGACGUGCCGAGGAUUGGGCCAGCGAGUUCGAGCGUGCUGAUUACCUUAUCAAAGGUCGCAUCGAGUCACUCAAGGCAGCUGAGAAGAUUGGCCAGGCCUCCAAGAUUGGACGAGGCCUUGCCUACAAGCUCUUUACGGCUCUUGUCGACUAUGACCGUCGCUACAGAGGCAUGGAGGAGGUCAUCCUCGAUAGUGACACUUGCGAAGCCACAGCCAAGGUUGUCUUCCAAUCAUCUGAGAAGGAGGGCUCCUACAACUUCAGCCCCUUCUUCAUUGACAGCUUAUGCCACAUUUCCGGAUUCAUCAUCAACGGCACUGAUGCAGUUGACUCCCGGGAGCAAGUCUUCAUCUCGCACGGCUGGGGCUCAAUGAGGUUUAUUGAGACUCCAGUGGCUGGCAAGGACUACCGUUCGUAUAUCCGAAUGCAGCCCGUGAAGGGCACCAAGAUGAUGGCAGGUGAUGUGUAUGUCUUCGAUGGUGAGAGGCUCAUCGGCAUCACUGGCGACAUCCGCUUCCAAGCUAUUCCUCGCAAGGUUCUCAACAUCGUCCUGCCACCUCGCGGGUCUGCAGCUGCACCUGCUGGCGCUCGCCCUGCUCCCGCUGUCAAACCCGCCGCCAAGUCUGCCCCAGUCAAGGAGAAGAAGAUGCUCACUCCAACCAACCUGUCUCAAGUCAAUAAGAAGUUAGCAUCUGUCGUCUCUCAGGUCAUGGACAUUUUGGCGAAGGAGGUUGGUGUCAGCCAUGACGAGCUUGCUGACAACAUCGCCUUCGCCGAUCUGGGUGUCGACUCACUGAUGGGUUUGACCGUGUCUGGUCGUAUCCGUGAGGAAUUGGACCUUGACAUUGACUCUCACGUCUUCGUCGAGCAUUCGUCAAUUGGUAGCUUCAAGUCGUACUUGCAGCAGUUCGAGAAGCCUGGUUCCAUAGGGAUCCUUUCUUCUGGCGACUCUGCCGACUCCAGCUCUGAGACUGAGACACCCGAGCUGAUGGACUCUGAGUCCGACGUCACUACACCUGAUGACGAGUCAGAGAAUCUCGAAAUCAAAGGCGAGACUGCUCCCAAGGAGGGUAGCGGGAACGCUGCUAGUCUGAGAUUAGCCAUUCGGGAAACCAUCGCUUCCGAAAUGGGUGUUGAGGUUGAGGAGAUCAUCGCAGCUCCUGACCUGGCCAAUCUUGGCAUGGACUCCCUGAUGAGUCUCUCCAUCCUUGGAACUCUGAGAGAAAGGACCGGCCUCGACAUCCCCUCAGACCUUUUCGUCGCCAAUCCAUCUCUCAAAGAUGUUGAACGGUCUCUAGGAAUCAAUGAGGCACCAAAGAAAGCGGCACCUCCCAAGUCUGCUGUGAAGCAGGUCAAGUUCGAGGCCCCACAGCCGUCUGCGUCCCAGAAGCUUUUGCCUCCAUCGAUGGUGACUGCCACCAUCCCAAAGCCACCUCGUCCCUCGCGCAUUGUUGACGAUUUCCCAAAUCGCAAGGCGUCCUCUGUGCUCUUGCAGGGAAGCCACCGUACUGCUACAAAGCACCUCUUCAUGGUACCGGAUGGUAGCGGGAGUGCAACAUCAUACACUGAAAUCUCCAAUGUCUCGCCUAGCUGGGCUGUAUGGGGUCUCUUCUCCCCAUUCAUGAAGACUCCCGAGGAGUAUCACUGUGGUGUCUACGGAAUGGCGAGCAAGUUCAUCGAGGAGAUGAAGCGACGCCAGCCUGCGGGACCCUACAGUCUCGCUGGAUGGUCAGCAGGAGGUGUGAUCGCGUACGAAAUCGUCGUGCAGCUGACACAGGCCGGCGAGCGCGUAGACAACCUGAUUAUCAUCGAUGCGCCCUGCCCCGUCACCAUCGAGCCACUUCCGGCGGGUCUGCAUGCCUGGUUUGCCAACGUUGGACUACUUGGCGAUGGUGACGAGAAGAAGAUUCCCGGGUGGCUGCUUCCGCACUUCGCUGCCUCGGUGACUGCGCUGAGCAACUACACCGCGGAGCCAAUCCCCAAGGACAAGUGCCCCAACGUCAUGGCGAUCUGGUGCGAGGACGGUGUUUGCCACUUGCCUUCAGACCCAAGACCUGACCCAUAUCCGACUGGACAUGCCUUGUUCCUGCUGGACAACAGGACAGACUUCGGACCCAACCGGUGGGACGAGUACCUGGAUGUGAACAAGAUGACCAUGAGGCACAUGCCUGGCAACCACUUCUCAAUGAUGCAUGGUGACCUGGCCAAACAACUUGGCUCGUUCCUCAAAGAGGCCCUUCUGUAA
Diaporthe citri is the source of this 6429-nucleotide messenger RNA. RefSeq lists its product as uncharacterized. The record is from RefSeq and is a predicted model, not a curated record. Lineage: Eukaryota; Fungi; Ascomycota; Sordariomycetes; Diaporthales; Diaporthaceae. Gene Ontology annotation, biological process: secondary metabolite biosynthetic process; fatty acid biosynthetic process. The coding region runs from base 1 to 6429 and encodes 2142 amino acids. Gene Ontology annotation, molecular function: phosphopantetheine binding; fatty acid synthase activity; 3-oxoacyl-[acyl-carrier-protein] synthase activity. The transcript has 4 exons.